AUGAAGACCUGGCUUGGAACACAGCACUUUGAUGAUGACGCGGAACUGCGGGCGGGCGUGACUGACUGGCUCAAAUCUCAGGUGGCUGAAUUUUACGACAAUGGAAUUACAAAGCUUGUUCACCUCUAUGGGAAUACCUCAAAACUGAUUGGUGCUGCAGGCCUCGGCUGGUGUGGAGAAAGCUGCACGCACGCAUCAGGUGCUCAAGCGUUAGAUGCUUGCAUGAUCACCGAAUUGGUAGUGGAACAGGGACUCAAGUUUAUCCCCAGAAUUCCAAAAGACAGGAAGCAAGUGAUUCUCAUCUCCUCGGUGUUGGUGCUUUUGACUGCAGCAAUUAUUGCAGCCAUUCUCAUUGGGGUUUAUAUUACUCAGGAAUACACUGAAAGGAUAAUCAAAACCAUCAGCAACGGAAAGGAUGGUCAGACAGUGGAGCGUACCAUGAUGGUGAACAACCAGGAAAGAGUGGCUGCAUUUUUGAUCAAGACCAAUAAGACUUCUGCAACAGUUGUCUAUGACUACAAAAAUCAUCUGAUUGGCAUCCGAAUUCAGGAUAAGAAACAAUGCUCAGUGGUGGCAAUGGAUUCAAUUGAAGUUCCCAGUUUACAUGAAGUUGCCCGCAGAAUCGAACAUUUUGAUGAACAGGUUUCAGAAAGCAACGGUUUGGUCUACAGCUUCAAAAAGGGAAAACUAGCUGUUCGCACCACUCUUGGAACAACUAUAAAUAUCCUUUGUAGUGAUAUCCCUAUAUACUGGGCUGAGACGGGACAAGGACAGCCAAAGGGCCACCAGAUGCGAUUUAGGAGCCGUAAAAUCGCCUGGUCUGGUUUAGCCCAAUCUAUGAAUGGAGAUUACAAUCUUACUGAUUCUCUUCGUAGUGAGAUGUGUUAG
Molecule: messenger RNA, 888 nt
Organism: Pseudonaja textilis
Lineage: Eukaryota; Metazoa; Chordata; Lepidosauria; Squamata; Elapidae
Source: RefSeq, a predicted model, not a curated record